Messenger RNA from Drosophila nasuta, 594 nucleotides. It is a transcript of the gene Trs33, whose product is annotated as trafficking protein particle complex subunit Trs33. Bases 90 to 551 code for a protein of 153 amino acids. The transcript is spliced from 2 exons. NCBI's taxonomy places the organism in Eukaryota, Metazoa, Arthropoda, Insecta, Diptera, Drosophilidae. Gene Ontology annotation, biological process: regulation of GTPase activity; endoplasmic reticulum to Golgi vesicle-mediated transport. The record is from RefSeq and is a predicted model, not a curated record. Gene Ontology annotation, cellular component: trans-Golgi network; cis-Golgi network; TRAPP complex.
AGGCCAUUCCCAUGUUAGCGCUAAAAUCAGCUGUUGAAGUAAGCUGCGAAUGCAAAUCGUAACAAUAAACAGAGGGAGUGUUUUAUAAAAUGUCUGAGGAAAUUGUUUUCGAUUGCUUGCAUGCAGAGAUAGUGAACUAUUGUCUAGACGCCAGCAAGGAUCAACAUGAUCUGGCCACGCUGGAGUACAUUGGUUUCACUACAGGAUAUCGGCUGAUUGAACGUCUUACAAGAGAUGGCACACGUUUUAAGGACGAACUGGAGACCAUGAAGUUCAUCUGUACUGAUUUCUGGACACUCAUCUACAAGAAGCAGGUCGAUAAUUUGCGGACAAACAAUCAUGGCAUGUAUGUGGUGCAAGACAAAGCAUUCCGGUUCCUAACGCGCAUCUCACCGGGCGCUAAGCAAUUAGAGCAGGCACCCAAAUUUGUGGCCUUCACCUGUGGCCUGGUGCGCGGUGCUCUUAGCAAUCUGGGCAUCAAUAGCACCGUCACCGCGGAGGUGCAAACAAUUCCCGCUUGCAGAUUUCACAUCGAGGUCAAUAGGAAUUAAUAUUAUUAUUAAUUAUUAUAAUUAAAGUACACGUAUAGCUAUA